Molecule: messenger RNA, 1641 nt
Organism: Hyaloperonospora brassicae
Lineage: Eukaryota; Oomycota; Peronosporomycetes; Peronosporales; Peronosporaceae
Source: the annotation of a GenBank genome assembly
AUGCGAACUCUAAUCGCCCGAGCGUCCCGUCGCUCGCAGUGCGUCUUGACGUCCACCCAGCGACGAACGAACGCCGCCCAAUGCGCUCACUUUCGAUGCAGUAGCAUCAGAAGCAGUUGCGAUACCAGAGACAGCGAAGGUGACUCUCGAACGAAGGGGCGAGCAGAGCAUCUCGGGCCAAACGCCUCGUCACGUCCUGAUGUAGACGUGUCGUUCUUACGAGAUCUCGACUUUAGUGACACUGCCGCCCAUCAAAUCCUUUCCAAGUUGAUGCAGCAAGUGGUCAAGACCAAUGCCAAUACGGGCGAAUUUGUGCCUCGCAUCGUGAUUGACCGUCUAUGCACGACAUACCAAGGCAAGCGCAUCGACGAGAAAAAGCAGUUUCUACUCAUCCUGGCGCAGGAGUUGCACAUUGACGCGACGGCAGUACUGCAGAAUGCAAUGCAGCUGGAGCACACCAUACAUCAGGUCAAGGACGCACGCACGGGGUGUGUGAACUGGGAGCAUGACAACGUGGAGAGGUACUUGCGAACGUGUCGCAGUCUCCGCAAUGCGCUGUCACCACUAUAUGAGACCUUCUUCCAGCAAAUUGUAUCGCAGCGAGAAAAUGGUAUGCUGUUUUUAGUGCACCUGCGUGCGGAUCUGCUUCAAGUUCUUCGCAAAAUCGCAACCCGUUCCGAGAUUCCCGGUCUGCGCUCGCUUGACGCAAGCUUAAAACACUUUCUGGCGUCGUGGUUCAACGUUGGCUUCAUGAAGCUCGAGCGUGUGACUUACGAGCAAUCGUCUGGGCAGCUAUUGGAGAAAAUAAUUCGGUACGAAGCGGUGCAUCCUGUGGGCACGAUUGCCGAGCUGAAAAGACGUCUCGGCAAUGGACGUCGUUGUUACGCCUUCUUCCAUCCCAGUAUUCCGGACGAACCGUUGGUAUUCGUGCAUGUAGCAUUGAUGCAAGAGCUAGCAUCUAGCAUGCAGUCCAUUCGUGAAGGAACGGAGCAAUUGUUAGAAGCUUCCCAAGCAAAAGCUGCAAUCUUCUACUCCAUUUCGUCGACGCAGAAAGGACUUUCGGGCGUAGAUCUGGGCAACUUUCUCAUCAAAGAAGUCGCUAAAGCUUUGAAGGCGGAGUGUGGCCAACUGCAAGCGUUCGCAACGUUGAGUCCUAUGCCACACUUCAUACCGUGGCUCGAAACGCAGCGGUGUAAGGCUAUUGCGUCGUUCGUUUCCCCACUAUAUUCGGACGCUCUCAUCGAAGUGCUCGGCAGUCGUGGAAUUACGUUCAGCUCAGAAUUUUCCGCGUCAGUGGCAAUUGUUUUGGAUGCGCUCUCGAUCGAAGGUUGGGAAACAGAUACAAGACUGAGUGCACCGUUGAAGCCUAUUCUGCUGAAGCUCGGUGCUCAUUACAUAUACAUUGAGAAGAAGCGCGGGAAGGCGCUAGAUCCUGUCGCAAACUUCCACGUUCGGAAUGGCGCAAUUUUCGAGCGUAUCAACUGGCUGGCCGACACGUCCAAAAAGGGUAUCGUCCAAAGCGCUGGGAUGAUGAUUAACUACAAGUAUGAUCUAGCGCAUGUAGAGGCCAAUAACGAAAACUACCUGCUGCGCGACAUCGUCCCCAUUGGUGUGCAGCCACAACAAGUGCUCGAAGCAUAA